This is a messenger RNA of Mucor velutinosus, 1683 nucleotides long. RefSeq lists its product as uncharacterized. The record is from RefSeq and is a predicted model, not a curated record. The coding region runs from base 1 to 1683 and encodes 560 amino acids. Lineage: Eukaryota; Fungi; Mucoromycota; Mucoromycetes; Mucorales; Mucoraceae. The transcript has a single exon.
AUGCGUAAGUUGUUUGAGUUCUGUCUCCUGCCGGCUCUGGAUGAACACUCCCCUGCUCUGAAUAUUGCUCAAGGUGGCUUCCGUCCUCAACGUAGUCCUUUGGAUCAAGCCCUCUGCUUACAUGACUUGAUGCAUGAUUACUUUCUGACUCACCGUCGCUAUCCUGUGGUGGCUUUCUUGGAUAUCAAGUCAGCUUAUGAUACUGUCGAUCGUAGGGUUAUAUGGCAAGCCCUGUCUGGUUCUACACUUUCUCGUCCUGUUCUGGGUCUUUUGAUGAACAUGUUUGACGAUGUAUCGGUCUCAGUCUUGAUUGCUAAUCAUACCUCUGCUGCUUUCUCUCCUGUUACUGGUGUACUUCAAGGCUCAGUACUCAGUCGUCCUCAUUUGUAUUUGUUGUAUAUCAACUCCUUACCGAAUCUUUUGCGUUCUGUUGAUACUGGUGCUACGAUAGUCAAUCCUCCUGGUGCUAGUCGUCCUAUUGCCAUCAAUAGCUUGCUCUUUGCCGAUGAUGUUGCUAUCUUUGAGUCUUUGUCCGGUGUCCAGUCUAUGUUGGAUCUUGCUGCUGAGCACUCUGUCUGUCUUGGUUAUAGGUGGAAGCCAUCUAAAUGUGCUGUGCUCGGUUCUCCUGCUGCCCUCUCUGAUGCUCGUCUUACUCUCUACAAUGAGCCGCUGCCGGUGGUAGAUGAGUUUGUGUAUCUCGGUAUGCCAUUUCGAUAUAAAGGGCUACAUGCUCCUAGUAUUAUCUUGUCUCUGCGGUCCGCUGGUGCUGUCAAGGUUAUGGCUCUGCUGAACUCUGUUGGUGUCAACCGUAAUGGUUUCUCUCUGCUGCUCUGUUCUCGUCUAUACAAGGCUUUCGUUAGACCCAAGGUUGAGUAUGGCCUCGCUAUAUCUCAUCUUGAAUAUCGUACCUUUGAGGCUCUUGACAAGUUCCAAAACCGGCUGGUUGGUAUGUUUGUGGGUGGUUCCUGGUUCAACGUUGCUAAGCACAUUACCUGUCUCCCUUCAAUGAAACAUCGGUAUAAUGUCUUGGCAACUAGGUAUGCUCUUCGUUCUGCUACUCUACCUGAGGAUAGUCUUGUGGUGGUUCUGCGUGGUGCUCUGUCGUACACUCGACUGGAUCGGUACAUCUGUGAAAACAGUUUGUAUAGAUCCCUGCCUGACCCUGUCCCUUCAUUUGCUGGUCUCAAGGCUCACUUCUCUGACUUCUGGCAAGAUCAGGUGGAUCAACAACUGGCUGCUGCUGCUGCUACUACUGGUAAACAUGUCCUGCUUCGUGCGUGCCGUCCUUCUGUCUCUCGCCCUGAUCCCAUACUGUACUUACCUAUUGGUCGAUCUGCUCGUAGUCGUUUGGUUCGUUGGCGUCUUGGUCGUUUUGCAAACAUGCGUGAGGAAUGUCCCUGCAUGGAUGGAUCUUUCAUCUCUCGAAAUCACUUCCCUCAAUGUCGUGCUUUGGAUCGUGAUCUGUGGGAUGCUCUGCCUGCUGCUCCUCCUGGUGUACAUGUCAUUGACAAUGCCCUCAACCUGCUGCUUAUAAGUGGUUCUGCUGGUCCUCCAAUAUACUGGUCUGCGUUACUAUCUUUGCUUCAUGCAAUCGACUGUCUGGUCCACCCUUUGGCUACUAUCGCUCCUCCUGAUCCUGAUCCCGGAUCAUUGUGGUUCUAUUAUCCUCUCUCUCAUAGCUAA